This is a messenger RNA of Plectropomus leopardus (leopard coralgrouper), 2463 nucleotides long. RefSeq names its product phosphoinositide-3-kinase interacting protein 1 (gene pik3ip1). Gene Ontology annotation, biological process: negative regulation of phosphatidylinositol 3-kinase/protein kinase B signal transduction. The record is from RefSeq and is a predicted model, not a curated record. Lineage: Eukaryota; Metazoa; Chordata; Actinopteri; Perciformes; Serranidae. Gene Ontology annotation, molecular function: endopeptidase activity; signaling receptor binding.
UCUGACAAAAACAAGGGCUGGGACUCCAGCAAGAGGGGCAGUGUGCCUGAUGCACAUCUAGCACAGGCUCUUCGUCCAUUUAAAAACAUUUUGUGUAUGAUUUUUAGUUUACAUUUCGAAAGGGAAAAAAAAGUCGCGUACCAUGUUGUCGGUUAAUUCAGGCCGCCAGCUCUGCAAGAUGUUCUUCUCCUUGCACGUCGUUUUUCUGAGCGUGGCCAUGGUGAAGAGCAGUGCAUCAAAUGGCAAUGAAAAAGACUGCAUUAGAUCCAAUGGUGUGGAGUACAGAGGGGAACAACAGAGCUCCUCCUCAGGUUUAACCUGUUUGAACUGGACCAACACCACUAGAGACUAUGAUGUUACACUCCAUCCUGAUUCAGAGACAGGUGUGGGAGAUCACAAUUACUGCCGAAACCCAGACUCCUCUGAGAGGCCUUGGUGCUACAUUGCUGGCCCAGAUGGGACAGUCCAGAGACAGUCAUGUGCAGUUGACACAUGCAAAGAACAAGCUCCUACUGUACCAGCAGAGGCCGGAUCCCUUAAACCAACACGAAACAUUCCCUCCACAGAAAGCUUUCAGCCAGCCAAGUCAAGAGCUUCUCAGGGAGAAGUUGCUGCAAUGCAGCCAGUGAUGGGAAUCAGCCAGCGAGUGCGCACAGCACCCAAAAAGAAAAAGGACCUUGGCACACUAGGCUACGUCAUUGGCAUCCUUAUGAUGGCGAUUAUAAUCGUCCUCGGAGUAGGCAUCACAUUUGGCUACUUCUAUAAGAGGGGUCGGGACUUAAAGAAGCAGCACGAGCAACGAGUGUAUGAGCGCGAGAUGCAGAGGAUUACUCUGCCCCUGUCGGCUUUCUCCAACCCCACCUGCGAGCUGGUGGAUGAGAACACUAUCGUGAUCACAGCAGAGCACGAGACCAUCCCCGUCCAGGAGGGUAUGGAGGGCGGGGACCCUCUAAUGGGCCAGCAAGCCGGAACCCCCGGAGCAUGAGUGAUCCUGAAAUGUGGGACUGUGAUAUGGUAUUUUGUGGACCAAAACACUUCUUCACAUCUUCAUUUCUCCUUUCUGCCUCCCCGAGUGACCUCUGUUUUAAAAGGAGGAGGGGAGCAGUGUGCACUCCAAAGACUUGAACUGAAUGCUGUGUCCUUUGUGUCCCCUUUCCUGUAGUUUUUACACAUCCGAGGCACAAACAAGAUAAGCUGUGGACAGUCUUAACAACAGGUAAAUCUGUUGUUAACGAAAAUAUGUCAUGAGGUGUGAAAUAUUAAUUUUUGAUACAUCUGAUAGCCAAGAAAAUAAGGUAAUGGGCUGCCACCUUAAAUAACAGUAUCGAGUCAAAUGGACUAGUAGGCGUUUAUAAUGGUGUGCUAUGAAACCAGUUCUUUAUAAAGAGAUGGUUUUUGGAAUGGGGGCUCUUUACCUUUUGUUUUGAGUAUGUUUCCAAUUGGAGAAGGUGCUCUCUACAGGACGUUUCUUUUGUAUUGACUUUUUGGCUGUGCCGAGGGUGACGCAGAUGAGAAAAGUGUAUGUAUAAAGACUGCUUUGUCUUAGUCUGGUGACACAGAUGUGUCCAAAAAUAUCCUCCUCUGAGACAGGAUGAGGGAACAUGAGGUAAAACAAGCCCACUAAAGACAAGGGAAGUCCUCCAACUCUGCCUUAGCAUGAAACUCCUGAAUGUAUUUGUUUAUCUCUAACCCGGAUUAUUUUUUGUCUCUUUGUACUCGACUGACGGGCGGUCACAGGCAGACAUGAAAGAGGACUUGCCUUUUUCUUCCACAGGUUAAGGAGUGACAGGAAAUAUACUGAGUGCUCUCAGGAAGCAUGAGAGACGGUAGAUAGUCCUCUCAGGACAAAACAGCACUGCCACGACACAAAGCAGAAAUCAGAAAAAGAAAGCCUGUCUUUGCAGAGCAGGGCAGCGUGUGUUGAGCUGAAGAAGCGUGGUGAUUAGAUUCAGACAUCUGAGUUAUGCACUUGAUGCUUCAGGGUAGAGACAGGGACGGUGUAGACUAGAAACAGUCCAAAUUUCGGUGUUGUUCAUUCAUAAGAAAAGAAAAAAAAAAACAGGAGUGCAUGCACAUGGUUACCUGCUGUAUGUUUGUAUUCAGGGGCCAUUUUUUGCAUAUAUUAAGUAGAACUACUGAUUGAAGACAUUUUAGAAAAUACCUGCCUGGAUAUAGAAACCAUGAUACGCAAAACAUUUUUAGUUUGUUACACAAGCACUUCUGUUACCAGUUUGUUAGCACUCCAUCGCUCCAUACGAUCUUGUUUUGUGAUUAUUGCUGGGUUCAUAUCACUGGUAAUCUUUGGUUACUACUGCUGCGCCAUUUCGUGUGUGCUGGUUGUAACUAUUACUUUCUUCAUAUAAGCAACAUGUUCAAAAUACUGUUCAGCAUUCAGAUUUAGUACUUGUAUUUGUAUGGAUGCAGAUUUUCACUGCUGUGACUGAAAUAAAACAUCAGACCCAA